AGAUCACGAGGGUUCAGGGUGCCAUUUGAAACAGGGCCUUUGUCUGAGGCUUUGGAUUACAGUGACGGUGCCCGUUGACUUGCAUAUUAUGAAUCACCAAGUGCCAUUGUUCAGCUCUUCUUUACCAUUCUACUGAAUAAAGAAAGUCACCUACAUCUUGGAUGGCCCUGGGACAAGUCUGAUCUGUUAAACUGAGCAUCGGCAUGGGAAAAUGAUCAUCUAUGACAUCACUGCAUUUCCUAAGGAGAAUCUGGUGAAGAGACCUCAAUCUCGGUCAGCGCGGCACAGAGACCUAACGGUGAAUCACUACAGAUGACGGGAGGAGCCAUAUGUAACCGUAUCAACCAGGAUUCAAAGCAGCUCAGCGUUUCUAACAAUUCUUCAGAUAUUAUUGUGUUUGAAUUAACACAAUAUCACUCGUUCAGCAUGACACUAAGAAGUAUUUCUGUACCCUGAUAAACUGCACGCGCCAGAGGUGUGGUGGUCAGAGAUGGAACACAUCAGAAUGCCAAAGGUAAAUGUCCAGCAUCCAUACAAUGAUACAAUCUUUCCCUUUUUCAUGACAUGUACCUCACAUCUCCAUGCAUUCCUUCCACAUGCUCAACAUUAGUAACUUGAAGUUUUAUUACUUGUAAAUAGAUUAAUUCAAUGGAUUCAAUACAGUCAAUGAGACCAAUGUGCAAGGAUAAAAAUACAAGGGCCUACAUGUGUUAUAGUUUAUUAGUUAUAAUUGAAAGAAAAUGACUCAAAAGCCAUAUUCAGUUUGAGAUUUUGCUAUUUGAUCGCAGAUAAUUAAAACAUGCACUGCAGUAUCAUUUCAAGCCACUAUAAUAUGUUUGUGAGAUGGUGCAUUAGUGCAUCACUAAUACAAAUGUUGUCUAAUUACCUUGGUUAUAUAUUACAGGUUGAAAAUGUCCGGUUAUUGGUCAGAAGUUCUUCUCGAAGAACUCAAGUGGGCACACUCUACCUAACAGCCACACACACUAUCUUUGUAGGGAAAGGUUCUGAGGACAGAAAUGAGCUGUGGGUUCUUCACAGUUUAGUGUGUAAUGUUGUAAAGCAUAAAGCAUCUCAGAGCGGAUACCCUUUAUUAAUCAUCUGCAAGAACUUUCAGGUCAUACAGUUUAUCAUUCCUCAAGAGAGCGACUGCCACGAUGUUUACAUUUCACUCUCACGUCUCUCCAGGCCAGAAAAAUAUGAGGAGUUGUAUUGUUUUUCCUUCAAUCCCAGUGUUGACAAAGCUGAAAGGGAGCACUCAUGGGACUUUUUAGAUCUGAAGGCUGAGUACAGUCGAAUGGGACUUCCAAAUAAGCUAUGGCAUGUCACCCCAAUCAACCGAGAGUACAGAGUGUGUGAUACUUACCCAGCUGACUUGUUUGUGCCUAAAUCCGUCACCCUACCUGUCAUCGUAGGAAGCUCGAAGUUUCGUAGCAGAGGUCGAUUUCCCACGUUGUCAUACUACUGCAAGGAAAACCAUACCACGAUAUGUCGCAGCAGUCAGCCUCUUUCUGGCUUCAGUGCUCGCUGCCUGGAGGACGAGCAAAUGCUGCAGGCCAUCAUGAAGUCUAAUCCUGGCAGCAGAUUCAUGUAUGUUGUGGACACAAGACCCAAGCUAAAUGCAAUGGCGAACCGAGCUGCGGGCAAAGGCUACGAAAAUGAGGACAACUACUGCAACAUUAAGUUCCAGUUCAUUGGCAUUGAAAACAUCCAUGUGAUGAGGAACAGUCAGCAGAAACUCAUAGAGGUUUCGGCACUGCGUUCUCCCUCCAUGGGAGAAUUUCUAACGGGGCUUGAAAAUUCAGACUGGUUGAGACACAUCAAAUCGAUCAUGGAGGCGGGACUCUUCAUAUCUAAGGCCGUGGCAGAGGAAGGGGUCAGCGUCUUGGUUCAUUGUUCUGAUGGCUGGGAUAGGACGGCUCAGGUGUGCUCUGUGGCCAGUGUGCUUCUGGAUCCUUACUACAGGACCCUCAAGGGGCUGAUGGUGCUGAUUGAGAAAGACUGGGUUUCUUUUGGACAUAUGUUUUCACACAGAUGCGGUCAUCUCAUUGGAGAGGCAAAGGAAGUGUCACCUGUCAUAGACCAGUUCCUGGAAUGUGUAUGGCAGCUUAUGGAACAGUUUCCCUGUGCUUUUGAGUACAAUGAGAAGUUUCUGAUCAGCAUCCACAACCACAUCUACUCCUGUCAUUAUGGCAACUUCAUUUGUAACAGCCAGAAGGAGAGGAAGGAUCUGUGUAUCAAAGAGAAAACUCAUUCCAUGUGGCUUCAUUUAUGGGAGAAGAAGCUGGAUUUCAUGAACCCUCUGUUCAAACCUGAUCAGAGCCAGAAUCAGGGACUUCUAAGGCCCAGUACUGCCCCCUACUGUUUUAAAUACUGGAGAAGACUGUAUAAUCGCUUUGAUCGUGAGUUGCACCCACGUCAGUCUGAGCUAGAUUGUCUGAUGACUGUAAAAGAGGAAACGCAACAACUUGAGGAAGAGCUGGCUCUCUAUGAGCAGAAAAUGGCUGUUCUGGAUAAGGAGCGUGCAAAAACCCUUUACAUGCAAAAGGGUGUAUUGGACAGCAAGCAGGCCCUUUGGUCGUUACCUUUAGAUACAAGCCUAGCCAAUACUCCUCAGGAUUACAUAGGUGGUGCUCCCAAUGUUUUCACCUUACAACAAGGAGAGAGAGAAAGAGCAGAGCUUUGCCUGUUUGGAGACCAAACAAAAAGCUCUGAUGCUGACAAUAGUGACCAGGAGUCAGGAGUGGCAGAUUUCAGCUCCCAUUCUUCUGGUGAAGAGUCCUUGCCAAGUGAGGACAGCGUGAAGGAUCCUGACUCAGAUGAGACUGGCCCCAACAGAGCGUGAACAAAUACAACAGUUUGCAAGAAGAACAAGCUAUAGCAUCUACUGUAUGUGAGCAAGAUAGGAGUGUGGGUAUUUCAAAUUAUGCAAAGAUAUUGGACAAUGUGGACAUGUGUCUCAUGUGUCUGGCGUUACAGAAGCAUGUCUUUCUGUUUGAAUGUGUAAUACAGAUGUACAACCUAUAUAGAGUUAUGUUUUAUUCUAGUAUAUAGUUAUAAUUUCUCAUUAGCAUGAAUUCUUUCAAGCAUUAAAUACUUGUGUGCAAUAAACGAUCUGAUCUUAAUUUUUUGCACACUAACAUGAAUGCAUGAAAAUUCAGUUUGUUGUGAAAUUAAUGAUAUGUACAUUUCUUCAGGUGUGCUUUAGAAGUAACGUUUACUUAUUUAAAGCUAUUUAUUACUUAGCAGAUUUGGUUGGUCCUUGGAUAGUUUGGAUAGUGUACAACUUCUAAAACUAUAAUUUUGGUGCAUAUUGUAUAAGUUGUGCACUUUAAACUGAGCCUGGCACAUGCACGGAACCAAAAGAAACCAGACCAAAUACAAUAUUUUCCAUUUAAUGCAGCAAAAAGAAUAUAAUGCUAAUAAAAUACUCAUGUAUACAUUUAGGAAAUUAAUGUUCUCUUAAAUGAUUUUGAAGGAAUAAUGGAGACAAUUCUCAGAUUUAGGUCAGUUUAGAUCCAUAUUGAAGGUUUGCU
This is a messenger RNA of Sinocyclocheilus anshuiensis, 3533 nucleotides long. Its product is annotated as myotubularin-related protein 7-like. The transcript is spliced from 16 exons. Gene Ontology annotation, biological process: phosphatidylinositol dephosphorylation. Gene Ontology annotation, molecular function: phosphatidylinositol-3,5-bisphosphate phosphatase activity; phosphatidylinositol-3-phosphate phosphatase activity. The coding region runs from base 800 to 2842 and encodes 680 amino acids. NCBI's taxonomy places the organism in Eukaryota, Metazoa, Chordata, Actinopteri, Cypriniformes, Cyprinidae. Gene Ontology annotation, cellular component: cytoplasm. The record is from RefSeq and is a predicted model, not a curated record.